AACGUGAAAGCACCAGCUAAACCGUUCGGAACCCUUGUACCGUGUGCAAAUGCUCCUUUGCCCAUUGACUGUGAAGUGUAUUGGGGGUACCAAAAAAGUGUAUACAUGCUGACACCUUAAACCGAAACGGAACUUUUAAAGUAUGGCGUCGGUUCUAACUUUAGAGGCUAAAUUAGAACGGGUGGAUCCCACAACACCAUGGGGAUUUCGAAUGCAAGGAGGAAAGGAGUUUGGAAUUCCCUUGACGAUUCUUAAGGUAAAUCAAGGAAGUCUUGCAGCUAAGUGCGGACUUCAACAAGGGGACAUUAUUCUGAAAAUUGGCAGCCAGGAAACAACAAAUCACAAGCAUAAAGAAGCCCAAGACCUGAUCAUUGGCUCUGGCAACAAACUCGAUCUCCUUCUGCAGAGAAUCCGUGAAAAAAAGUCAAACAAUAAUCGAGGUGCUCCAGCCCCCCAGCAUACUUAUGAAAAGUUCGCUACCCCCAGCUUCAACUCGUAUUCAAGCCCCUCUGGUGCCCCUCAGGCGGGCUCCCAGAACUACAAUACUGCUGCAAAGCCCUUUGGAUCCCCUGCACCCAGGCCCGAUGUGGACGCUGUCACACAGCAAACUAGUCAACUCUCCUUUGCCCCGAAGCCUGCGGCGGUGCCGGCUGCCCCUCCCCCUCCCCCUCCCAUGCAGGGCCAGGGGCCAGGGUUCUACUCAGCCACCCCACCCCCUCCCCCUCCUGCUCAGACCCAGGGGCCAGGGUUUUACUCAGCUGCCCAGAAGUAUGCGGACAACGAGGAGAAACCAACAUUUGCCCAGCAUCAGUCACGCUCCUUCAAAUUCCUCCAAGGCAUGAUGGACAGUGGACAAGAGCCACCUAAAACCCUGCGACCUUCUCCUGGCCAAGUGGUUCGGAGUGUCUCCCCCAGCACAACCCAGAACAACUUUAACUCCAAACCCCGGCAGUUCAAUACCCCACAAGGAAUGUAUUCAGAGGAAAGUACCAAUAGUGCGUUAAAGAUGGCAAGGACUGGGGACGAGCAAGAGGAGGAACAGACGGUUGACGCUCAGGGGAAGGUUGUGUAUCGUCCCUCAGAAACAUUCAAAAUGGUGCAUGAACAAGAGACCCCCAGCCCACCCAAGCAAGAAGAUGAUUACAAACCUACUCAUUCCAGAACUUUUAAAAUGCUCCAAGAGAAAUUGGGAGCUGGGGACCAGCCCUCUACACCUAAGGCUCCCCCAGCACCAGCUCAAUCUUCGGCGCCUAAGCCAGGGGUGUGGACUCCCCCAGCAGCCCCUACUGCCAAGCCUUUCACCCCCAAUGUUCAGCCCCCUGCCCCUGCUGCUCCAGGAGGCCCCAAAAUGGGCCCUCCAAGGAACCCAACUGGAGUCAAUGCAGUUAGAGCCAAGAAGGGUGAAGCAACUAUUUUCAAGAGCGGUGAUUCAGUGCCAGGAAUCACAAGAAUUCCUGUCUGUUCUUCCUGUAGCAUCUCAAUCAGAGGGCCUUUUGUGGUAGCCCUGGGUAAGACCUGGUGCCCUGACCACUUUGUCUGUCAGAACCCGCGGUGUGGACAGAAACUGCUGGAUAUUGGUUUCGUAGAAGAGGGAGGCUUCUUGUACUGUGAAAAGGACUAUGAACAAUACUUUGCACCAACUUGUACCAAGUGUGGAAAACCAAUUGUUGGGGAGUGUGUUAACGCUCUGCAGAAGACCUACCACCCUGUCUGCUUCAUCUGCUACCAGUGUAAGCAGCCAAUCGGCGGUAACCAGUUCCACUUGGAGGAUGGCAACCCCUACUGUGAAAAUGACUGGAGGCAGAUGUUCCAGACCAUGUGCAAGGGGUGCGACUUCCCCAUCGAGCCCGGGGACCACUGGGUGGAGGCCAUGGGCAACAACUUCCACUCAGAAUGUUUCAACUGCUCGACCUGUGGUGUUAAUCUAGAAGGUCAACCAUUCUUUGCUAAAGGCGGCAAACCCUACUGCAAGAAACACACCCGAUAAAGUUCUCCGUCAAAAUCUUAGAUCCUCCCAUCCACAGUCACUGGACCUUAACCACCUCCUUCCGUGCCUGGAGUUCAGCAGAAAUGUGAUAUGUCAAAUUUUGGAAAACAGUAAUAAAUUUUCAUUUUAGUGCCAAAUCUUUCUUGAUGAUAAUGGAUAUGUCUGUCACAGUUAGAGGUCAAGAAUGAACUUCAAUCACAUGUUUAAGAAUAUUUGUGUUUUGACAGAGGUGCUUUUGUAUUAAGCUGUAGAAAUAAGCAUGUCGUAAACAUAUCAUAUGAAAAUGAGGGUCAGAAUAGCCAGUUGUCUAGCUAGUCGUGAUAUUAUACAUGUAUUGUUUUACAUGUCGUGUCUGGGUGACUCCUUAGAUGAUACUAUUUAUAGUCUUAAUGGGUCACAGGGUGCAACCAUUUUUGGCAAAAGAAUCUCAUGUGUGCAAGUAUUAACUUAAAAUCAUGUAAACACUUUUAAUCUUCAUACAAAUACUUAUACAUGUAAAGAUAACUGCUCUAAAAUGUUGAAGCUUGUAAAUCUACUUUUUCAUGCAUUUGAUUAACUGGAUGUGCAUUAUAUACUGCGCAUUUCUAGGAGGAAUUCACAAUAGCUAAUUUGAUGUAACAGCUUUACAGCCAAAAUAACUUAGCACAGAUGUUACUCAUUGUUUUGAUUAUGCAAUUUGUACAUGCUAGUCUCAGGCAUUUUCUCUAAUUCUUGUACCUAUAUCUUCAUGCUUAUCAUUAGACUCUUUGUGGAAGUUAGUGGAUUUGUUUGUUAACUUGCUUGUAGGAUGUCCACUGUUUAAUUUCCUGUCACAACAUUGGUAUGUUUUAUUUGUUUAUGGGUGAUAAUGUAAAUAUUGAAAUAUUGAUAAGUGAACAACACCAAGAUCAAUGAUAUGCUUUAAGCCAGUUCAUUAAUGAAGUAGGAUUGUUUUAUCAAUGGAUUAAUAAAAUAUUUAUCCCAAAAUGAGAUAAGAAA
Molecule: messenger RNA, 2965 nt
Organism: Magallana angulata
Lineage: Eukaryota; Metazoa; Mollusca; Bivalvia; Ostreida; Ostreidae
Product: PDZ and LIM domain protein 7-like
Exons: 14
Coding region: 143-1987 (614 amino acids)
Biological process (GO): muscle structure development; actin cytoskeleton organization
Cellular component (GO): filamentous actin; Z disc; stress fiber
Molecular function (GO): muscle alpha-actinin binding; actin binding
Source: RefSeq, a predicted model, not a curated record